AUGCUUUUCUCUGGGAUACUCUUGGUGAUGGGAAUCGGCGUCACAGCUGAAAAAGUGUCGGUAGGAUAUACGCCUCACCUCACUUCCAAGGACCUGGCCGCGAAGAUCACUUCCUCCACCUUCACUUUGGAACAACCUCGCUGCGUCUUCAACAAGUUUGUCGAUGCCACUGAUGAGAUAUGGCUGCUGGUCGCCCGCAGCAAUGCGGCAGAAAGCUGCGCUGUCCUCAGAUCCCCGGAGGAGCUGCCCUAUCAGUCGUUCGAGAACAAUUCCUGUUACAUGACUCUGGGCACUGCCCCAGCCAACUACCCCUGCCCAGCGGAAGAAAGCAGCAAGCUCACUGUCUUGCAAGUGGGGAACGAAGUCGGCUGCAAGACGGAUCCCGCCAGGCCAGAUUGCAAUGGCCCCCUGCCUGAGCCAGGACCCUACAGAGUGAAGUUUCUGGCCUUUAAUUCUGGAGGCCCCACAGCAGAGUCGAGAUGGUCGGAUCCCAUUACGCUGAUCCAAGGGAAGGAUCCCGAGACAAUCGACACAUCCCCUGAGCGGCGGAGCGCAGGAAUGAUUGCCAUUGCCACUAUCCUCUCCAUCCUCUCUGCCAUCCUGCUGGCUGCCCUCAUUGCUGCCUUGGUCUAUAAAUAUUCGGACGUCUGCGGCAGCGCCGAGAUUGUCACCGUGAGGGAUCCAGCGACAAUCACCCGCUACACAACCCACCAUAUAUAUGACCAGCCUGGCCGAAACUUGUGAGGCCCUCUGUUUCGGGACGAUCUGUCGACGGUAUCCAUCUUCCCUUUCCCCUCCCGCUGUGGCUGCCUCAAUCCCUUAGACUCUCUCAAGGAGCUCAGCUGAGACAUUUGGCCUUUGGACAUACAUCCCAUUCCUGAGUCCCUCUUGGAGGAGCUCAGAGGAGUUGGCGGAGUGGAGGGAAGAGGAAAAACUGAGCGAUCAUCUGUGAAUUACGCACUUGGGGAUGUUUUCUUCCCUGAAGAUGGAUUUUGGCGGCACCUUCUGCCUAAGGGAGAACCCGAUGCGACAGUGGUUGUGUCUUAACACAUUGAAAUAAUUCUGUAUGUAAACAGCAGCAGAUUUACGCUGUUCCCAAUGAACGAAUAAGUAUCCACCAUCUGGGGGCAGCCUCAUUUUAAAAGAUGGGGGGCGGGGAGAGAGCUUUCGGGGUUGUUGUUUUUCCAAUUCAGCAUCAUAGAUGUGGUGGUUGCGGGCAGAGUAUACCAAAGAUACAGAAGAAGAGAAGCUUCAGGGCCGGGGUGUCCCUCAAUUAAAGACGUCUUUGUUUGAUAAAUGGGAUGGUUUGUUUGAACCUGAAAGGAAUAUCUCACAGGAGAAAAGGGACGCACACCUUGUUUUCAGGCAUCUGUGGGAGCAACAGGCAUCUUCUUAAAAGAGGCUUUUGAGUGCCUCUUAGAAGAUGGUGCCUGUCGGCUGGGAAGUCUGGCGGUACUGUUAUUAAAAUAUAAUCUAUAUCGUUUUAACCUGCUGUUGCCUAGUUAAUCGGGGGCAGGCACCAUUCAAAGCUGUGGAAUGGAGAAAUCAACGCAACCAAGGGUGUGGACUUCCAGGUAUGGUUGGACUACAACUCCCAUCCAGGGGCGGCCCGGCCCGUUUCACCGCCUGAGGCAAAACAGGAAGGUGCAGUGAGAAUGAGGGCCCUCAUUGUCCUUAGAAUCGUAGAGUUGGAAGGGACCCUGCAGAUCAUUUAGUCCAACCCCCUUCAAUACAGGAAUAGCCAGCUGUCCCGUACAGGGAUUGAACCUGCAACCUUGGCGUUAUCAGCACCACACUCUUACCAUCUGAGCUACCCAGGUCUUUACAGAGUCCAAGAGCAUCUGAAGGACUACAGAUUAGGCGCUCCUGGACGACACAUUAUAAUCCUACACUUGGAAAACACCACACCAUCAAAUGGCCACCUUUCCCACAAUCAAACAAGCCCAAAAGUCAAAAUAAUCAACCCAUCCUUUUGGGGAUUCCUCUACCGCUUGGGCCAGGCAGGUGAUUCCAAAAUAGAGGGGUCUUUCUUUGGCGUCACACUUACAAUUCUCCCUCCGCCUCUACAAUCAUUGUGUUGUCGUUUUUUGCAGAACAUGCUAAGAUCAUCCUAUUUACGGAAGCAGAAAGGCAACCGGUGUGUGUGUGUGUGUGUGUGUGUGUGUGUGUGUAUUUCAACCUAAUGGGUGGCAAAUCCCCAACUGCAGAGCCUAAUUUCCUGACCCACCCCAAAACACUUAUUUUUCUUCCUGAUUCCCUAAUUUGGCAGCAACAGAAAGGAGAAGUGGACUCAGUACUGGCGUAGGCGGAGACAAUUUAGGAAGGGGGAAGAUAUAGCCACACCCACUUGGGGCCACACCCACCACUGGCAUACGGCCCCCGGGGCAGUUGGCCAAGACUGCAUGUGGCCCUCGGGUCAAGGAAGGAUAGUUGCUUCUCCCGUAACCGACCCAUUAAGUAUCGUUUAACUGAAAGCAAACCGUGAUUUCUUCUUAAAAGACAACAGUGUGAGCAUUCAUUCGUAUGCACAGUAGAACUAUUACCAAUUCAUUCUGCACAUUUUCCGUUCUUUGAUCUGUUCCAUCCUAUUUCUGUAUCAAAUGGCUUUUUAAAAUAAAAGAAAAGCACAGGUGUUUUUUCAUUAAA
Messenger RNA from Podarcis raffonei (Aeolian wall lizard), 2646 nucleotides. Its product is annotated as uroplakin-3b-like. Lineage: Eukaryota; Metazoa; Chordata; Lepidosauria; Squamata; Lacertidae. The transcript has 6 exons. The record is from RefSeq and is a predicted model, not a curated record. The coding region runs from base 1 to 744 and encodes 247 amino acids.